Symbiodinium sp. CCMP2592 is the source of this 4965-nucleotide messenger RNA. Lineage: Eukaryota; Dinophyceae; Suessiales; Symbiodiniaceae. The record is from the annotation of a GenBank genome assembly.
AUGGCGAAAUCCCGCUCAUCAGCGAGAGCGAGGUUUACGACGCUAGAGGCUUUAGCUUUGCAUGAGGCAGUAACUCCCGACCGCUGGUGCGUCACAAGGUCAGACCUGAUCCAUUUGCGGCAUGAGGUCUGGCGUGCCAUCCAGUGUGGGGAGGUUCGGCCUCUUGAUGACCGUGAUCCGUUUCAGCCAUCCGACGAUCAGUAUGGACCAAACAUCCACACAGUGAACGAGCAAUACAUCAUGCCAGUGACGGAGGAAGCCGGCAAGGUCAGCUGGGCACUGAUGUUGCAUCCGGACGGCUUGGAUUGCGACUUGUUCAUCAGCCAUGCCUGGCAGGAGGGUGUUUUCGAGUUCCUGUCCAAGGUCUUGCACUCCUGGCCCGCAGGUUCACGACACGUCUGGUGUUGCAUGCUGGCCAACCCGCAGAAUUUGGACAUAGGGUCCUAUUUGCAAUCUCCCAGCAGAUCGCCCUUCGCACUAGCUCUCCAAGCCUCCACGUGCGUCCUUGUGGUGCCCAACCGCCACUGCAGCAUCUACACGAGGCUUUGGUGCGGCUACGAGGCCUACCGCGCUCACGAGGAGGGCAAGACCAUCUUAAUUGCAAGAGCUUCGAACAACAAGCAGCUGCGCCAUGCCAUUCUCUGGGCCAGCCUCUCAGGACUCCUGGGCAUGAUGUGUGGCUAUUGGUCGCGAAACAUCACGAUCCGGCCGAUUCCCUUGUACAUCAUCGUGGUCGCCGCAUGUAUCAGCGCGCACAUCAAUCACACCAGCUGGCGCAAGGUCUUGAACAGGAUCGGCGCCAUGGCUGUUGGCGUCGUUUUCGUGCAUUGGCGAACAGUUGUUGAGCAUAUGCCUGCUUAUUUGGCCUUUGUGGAGCAGCGUUUGCUUCUUCUUGCUGGUUUGAGUCUCUUCUUGCUGUUGGAGGUGGACCGCGUCAACGGCGAAGCCAAAAUGGAGGAAGCCAAGCAUCUGAGUUGGGGGUUUUCUGGCAGCAUAGUGCAGGCAACAUGUUCUAAGCAAGCCGACGCAGAGCGGAUCUUCGGAGAGAUUGGUGAGCAAACCGUUAAUGUCGACUAUGCUAUCCACGUUCUUCUAGAUGCCGGGAUGUCAUCGCCCACCCUUCGCGAGAUUGCGGGUCGAGGGAUUGAUGUUCGAGGUGCGGGUCACGCCGAGAUCGCUUUUCCUUUCGUUGCACUCGGGCCGCUGGUGUGUGAAACCUUGUGGUCACUUUAUUGUGGCUUCGUCUACCUUCGCCACGACAUCGACGUAGGAGUUGUCCCCCUGUGGCUCUUCCACUGCAUCACCGUUGCGGCUCGUCUUGGCCUGCUCCUCCUUUUAUGGCAGAGGCCCCGCGACGAAAGAUGUUUCAUCUUGAAAAUGAUGUCGAAGAUCGGAGCAGUCUACCUGACCAUCUGCUGUCCUCUUCUUGCAGUUUGGGAAGCUGAGCAAAACAGUGUGGGACGGUAUCGACGGUGGUUCGCGUUGCCUGUGACGGUUUACACGAGCAUGUUCGGACUUGCAUGUCUUGGAAUGAAACGACUCGCGUCUCAGCCCUUUUGUGGAACUGUCUUUCUCCAGCACUUGUUGGCCCGAGGAAGAGGCUGCUGCCUCGUGGCGAGCUUCUUGGCUAGCGAAGAACCCUUUCGCGGACCCUGGCGAAUGGAGACAGAAAGUGACAGCGAUUCAUACACUACGCCAGAGGCUCUUGGUUUACAUGAGACCGUAGCUCCCGACCGCUGGUGCGUCACCCGGUCAGAUCUUAUCUAUUUGCAGCAGGAGGUUUGGCGCGCCAUCCAGUGUGGGGAGAUUCGUCCUCUUGAUGACAGCGACCCGUUUGAGUCAUCAGACAAUCAGUAUGGGCCGAACAUCCACACGGUGAACAAGCAGUACAUCAUGCCGGUGACGGAAGACGCCGGCAAGGUCAGCUGGGCACUAAUGAGGCACCCGGACGGCUUGGAUUGCGACUUGUUCAUCAGCCAUGCCUGGCAGGAGGGUGUUUUCGAGUUCCUGUCCAAGGUCUUGCACUCCUGGCCCGCAGGUUCACGACACGUCUGGUGUUGCAUGCUGGCCAACCCGCAGAAUUUGGACAUAGGGUCCUAUUUGCAAUCUCCUAGCAGAUCGCCCUUCGCACUAGCUCUCCAAGCCUCCACGUGCGUCCUUGUGGUGCCCAACCGCCACUGCAGCAUCUACACCAGGCUCUGGUGCGGCUACGAAGCCUACCGCGCCCACGAGGAGGAGAAGACCAUCUUCAUCGCCAGAGCUUCCAACAAGAAGCAGCUGCGCCUUGCCAUCUUCUGGGGCUUCCUUUCAGGACUCCUGGGCAUGCUUUGCGGCUUUUGUUCGCAACACAUCAAGCUUCAGCCGAUUCCCUUGUACGUCGUAGUGGCUGCCGCCUGUAUCAGCGCCAACAUCAACCACAAUAGCGGUCGCAGGCUCUUGAACAGGAUCGGUGCUUUGGCCGUUGGCAUCAUUUUCAUGGAUUGGCGAACGGUCGAAUUCGAUCCUGAUGAUGACGGUGUUCCGGUGGUGCCUCCUAUCGUUGCGUUUGUGGAGCAGCGUUUGCUCCUGAUAGCUGGUUUGACUUUCUUUUUGUUGUUGGAGGUGGACCGUGUCAACGGCGUUGCCAAAAUGGAGGAAGCCAAGCAUCUCAGUUCUGGAUUCUUGGGGAGCAUCGUGCAGGCAACAUGUUCCAAGCAAGCUGACGCAGAACGCAUUUUCGCCGAGAUUGGCCAGAAAACCGCGGAUGUUGACUACGCUAUCCAUGUGCUUCUAGCCGCAGGGAUGUCGUCACCAAGACUUCGGGAGAUUGCACGUCGAGGGGUUGAUAUUCGAGGCGCGGGUCACGCCGAGAUUGCUCUUCCUUUCGUUGCGCUCGUGCCGCUGACCUGCGUGGCCUUGUGGUCCAUUUACAGUUGCCUCGUCUACUUUCGCCACAAUGUUGUCCUAGGAUUCGUGCCCCUCCUGCUCAUCCACAGCAUCACAGUGGCGGCUCGUCUCGGCCUGCUCCUCCUUUUGUGGCAGAAGUCUCGCGAUGAAAGAUGCUUCAUCUUGAAAAUGAUGUCGAAGAUUGUGGCCGUUUAUAUGAUCAUCUGCUGUCCUAUUAUUGGAGUAUGGGAGACUCAACCGAGCAGAGUCGCACAGUAUCGAGUAUGGUUCGCCGUGCCUGUGACAGUUUACACAAGCAUGCUCGGACUUGCGUGUCUUGGAAUGAAACGACUGGCGUCUCUGCCCUUUUGCGGAACUGCCUUGCUCCAGCUUUUUCUGGCUCGAGGAAGAGGCUGCUGCGUUUUGAGGAGCGAAGAGCCUUUUCGCGCUCCGACGCGAAUGGAGACAGAAAGUGACAGGGACACGUUUACGACGCCGGAGGCUUUGGCUCUGCAUGAGAGCGUUUGGCGCGCCGUCCAGUGUGGGGAGAUUCGUGCGCUUGAUGACAGUGACCCGUUUGAGUCGUCCGACGAUCAGUAUGGGCCAAACAUCCACACGGUGAACAAGCAGUACAUCAUGCCGGUGACGGAAGACGCCGGCAAGGUCAGCUGGGCACUGAUGUUGCAUCCGCAUGGCUUGGAUUGCGACUUGUUCAUCAGCCAUGCCUGGCAGGAGGGUGUUUUCGAGUUCCUGUCCAAGGUCUUGCACUCCUGGCCCGCAGGUUCACGACACGUCUGGUGUUGCAUGCUGGCCAACCCGCAGAAUUUGGACAUAGGCUCCUACUUGCAAUCUCCCAGCAGAUCGCCCUUCGCACUAGCUCUCCAAGCCUCCACGUGCGUCCUUGUGGUGCCCAACCGCCACUGCAGCAUCUACACGAGACUCUGGUGCGGCUACGAAGCCUACUGCGCCCACGAGGAAGGAAAGACGAUCUUCAUUGCCAGAGCUUCGAACAAGAAGCAGCUUCGCAGUGCCAUCAUCUACACUAGCCUCUCAGGACUCCUGGGCGUGGUAUGUGGCUUUUGUUCGCGAGACAUCAAGAUGCAGUCGGUUCCCCUCUACGUCGUAGUGGUCGCCGCAGGUAUCAGCGCCAACAUCAACCAAGGUAGCUGUCGCAAGCUCUUGAAUGCGAUCGGUGCCUUGGCCGUUGGCGUCCUUUUCGUGCAUUGGCGAACUGCUGUUGAGGAGAUGCCUGCUUUUACGGCCUUUGUGGAGCAGCACUUGCUUCUUGUCGCUGGUUGGACUCUCUUCUUGCUGUUGGAGGUGGACCGCGUCAACGGCCAAGCCAGGAUGGAGGAAUCCGAAUAUCUCAGCUGUGGCUUUUCGGGCAGCAUAGUGCAGGCAACAUGUUCUCAGCCAGCUGAUGCAGCAAGGAUUUUCGAAGAGAUUGGCGAGAAAAUCGCUGAUGUCGACUAUGCUAUCUAUGUGCUUCUAGCCGCAGGGAUGUCAUCGUCAACCCUUCGAGACAUUGCACAUCGAGGCAUUGAGAUUCGAGGUGCGGGUCACGCCGAGAUCGCUUUUCCUUUCGUUGCGCUGGUGCCGCUCACCUUUGAAACCUCGUGGUCUAUUUAUUGCGACGUCGUGUACCUUCGCAACGGUAUCGACCUGGUAAUUGCCCCCCUGUGGCUCAUGCUCAGCAUCACCGUUGCGGCUCGUCUUGGCCUGCUCCUCCUGUUAUGGCGUUCGCCUCGUGAUGAAAGAUGCUUCAUCUUGAAAAUGAUCUCCAAAAUUGUGGCCGUUUACCUGGUCACAUGUUGUCCUCUUGUUGCAGUUUGGGAGACUCAGCGGAGCACAAUUGCAAGGUAUCUGAUUUGGUUUGCUGUGCCCCUGACGGUUUACACGAUCAUGCUCGGACUUGCGUGUCUCGGCAUGAAGCGACUGGCAUCUCUGCCCCUUUGCGGAACUGUCUUGCUCCAGCUCUUUUUGGCGCGAGGACGAGGCUGCUGCGUUUUGCGGAGCGAAGGACCCUUUCACGCUCCGUUGCGAAUGGAAACAGAAUGUGAAAGAGAUUCGUCUCCUUCCUCAACUGACUCUACGGAAUAG